AUUGUUCAGUUCAAGGGAAUGAAGAAUUCAGAAAAAUUUUGAUAAAUGGAUGCCAAUAUGGGGAAUAAGAAUAAGCUGAACAUUUGAUCUGCUUUGAAGAAACAUACUGUCCAUUUGUCUAAAGUGAUUGAUAACUACCAAACCAAUCAAAAUGAAUUCUACAGUAGUUUUACGGGUUGAAAAUCAUUCAAUCUACUAUAAUUUUUCAAAAAAUAAUUCCCAGUUUUUGGCUUUUGAAAUUGAUGAUUGUCAUCUGCCCUUGGCCAUGAUAUUUAUAUUAGCACUAGCUUAUGGAGCUGUGAUAAUUCUUGGGGUCACUGGAAACUUGGCCUUAAUCAUAAUUAUCUUAAGACAGAAAGAGAUGAGAAAUGUUACCAACAUCCUGAUUGUGAACCUUUCCUUCUCAGACUUGCUUGUUGCCAUCAUGUGUCUCCCCUUCACAUUUGUCUACACAAUAAUGGACCACUGGGUUUUUGGUGAGGCAAUGUGCAAGUUGAAUCCUUUUGUGCAGUGUGUUUCGAUCACUGUGUCCAUUUUCUCUCUGGUUCUCAUUGCUGUGGAACGACAUCAGCUGAUAAUCAACCCACGAGGGUGGAGACCAAAUAAUAGACAUGCUUAUGUAGCUAUUGCUGUCAUCUGGCUCCUUGCUGUGGCUUCUUCUUUGCCCUUCCUGAUCUAUCAAGUCAUGACUGAUGAACCACUCCAGAAUUUUACACUUGAUGAGUACAACGACAAAUAUGUGUGCUAUGAUAAAUUUCCCUCAGAAUCUGAUAGGUUGUCUUAUACCACUCUCCUCUUGGUGCUGCAGUAUUUUGGUCCACUCGGUUUUAUAUUUAUCUGCUACUUCAAGAUAUAUAUACGCUUAAAAAGGAGAAACAACAUGAUGGACAAGAUGAGAGACAAUAAGUACAGGUCCAGUGAAACCAAAAGAAUCAACAUCAUGCUGCUCUCCAUUGUGGUAGCAUUUGCAAUCUGCUGGCUGCCUCUUACCAUCUUUAAUAUUGUCUUUGAUUGGAACCAUCAGGUCAUUGCUGUAUGCAACCAUAAUCUCUUCUUCCUGCUCUGCCACCUUACAGCAAUGCUAUCCACCUGUGUCAACCCCAUAUUUUAUGGAUUCUUGAACAAAAAUUUCCAGAGAGACUUGCAGUUCUUCUUCAACUUUUGUGAUUUCCGGUCUCGGGAUGAUGACUACGAGACAAUAGCCAUGUCUACCAUGCACACAGAUGUUUCUAAGACUUCUUUGAAGCAAGCAAGCCCAGUCGCAUUUAAAAAAAUCAACAACAAUGAUAAUGAUCUGAAACUGCUGUAGUAUUCUGUCCCACUUGACAUAUGUUUCAAAAUAAGCACAACCUGCAAGAUGCUUUGAUUACUGUUCAACCAAGGAAAGGGGUUGAACUCAUUGAAGAAGGACUAAGAUGUUCUUGUCUUGCUUUUUACUGCUUACGUUGUAGCUGUUUUAAUUGCAUUUGGAACAAAAUGUCUGGGCUUUCGAAUCUUCUGGCAAUAGUUUUGACCAGAUAUCCUUGAAGUGCUUUUUGUAAAUUGAUGCAUAUACUAUAAAAACUUUUUAUAUUGUAUUUAUUGAAAUGAAAUUUCUUUAAAAUAUU
Molecule: messenger RNA, 1607 nt
Organism: Molossus molossus (Pallas's mastiff bat)
Lineage: Eukaryota; Metazoa; Chordata; Mammalia; Chiroptera; Molossidae
Gene: NPY1R
Product: neuropeptide Y receptor Y1
Exons: 2
Coding region: 152-1309 (385 amino acids)
Biological process (GO): G protein-coupled receptor signaling pathway
Cellular component (GO): neuron projection; plasma membrane
Molecular function (GO): neuropeptide binding; neuropeptide Y receptor activity
Source: RefSeq, a predicted model, not a curated record